GCUGUCCCGCCCGCCCCUCCGCUGGCCGACCGAGGCACCGACACAGCAGGCGGGGGCAGAGGUUCUUCCCGCGCCGCCCGCCUCGCCGCCUUCCCGGCUCAGGCAGAGCGGCGGUGAUCCUCCCCCGCCCGCUCGGCCUUUAAGGGCACAUCCUCGGCAGCAGUCCGCAGUGGAGCCGGCCCUGUCCGCUGCCUGCCCGCCGGGACUUCUGCGCCCGCCGUCGGGAGGACGAUGAAUCCCGCUACGGCGGCCCCGCCGCCGGGGCAGCAGGUGAUCCACGUCACGCAGGACCUGGACACGGAGCUGGAGGCGCUUUUCAACGCCGUGAUGAACCCCAAGCCCAGCUCCUGGAGGAAGAAAAUCCUGCCCGAGUCCUUCUUCAAGGAGCCAGACUCGGGCUCGCACUCUAGGCAGUCCAGCACGGACUCAGGCGGGCCUCCGCCGCGGCCCGCCGCCGCCCAGCACGUCCGCUCCCACUCCUCGCCCGCCUCGUUGGCCGGCUCGGCCGCGGCCCCGCAGCACGGUCACCUCCGCCAGCGCUCCUACGACGUGACAGACGAGCUGCCGCUGCCGCCCGGCUGGGAGAUGGCGCUCACGCACACGGGACAGCGGUACUUCCUCAAUCACAUAGAAAAAAUUACAACAUGGCAAGAUCCUCGAAAAACGAUGAACCAGCCACUGAAUCCCAUGAGCCACCACCCUGCAGCUGCUUCCACACCAGUACCACAAAGGCCUCAGCCAAAUCUUGUCAUGAACCACCAGCACCCGCUCCUUCCUAGCGCGGCCGUGCCGCAGCAGAGCCGCCCCGCUCCGGCCCCGCAGCCGGGGCUGCUGAGCCUGCCCGGAGAGCUGACUGCACAGCAGCACCAGCAGAAGCUGAGGCUCCAGAGGAUCCAGAUGGAGAGGGAGCGGAUUAGGAUGCGUCAGGAGGAGUUACUGCGACAGGAAGCUGCUCUGUGCAGACAACUUCCCAUGGAGUCAGAAGGCAUGGCCCUUCAGACGGCUGUGAACACACCUGCCAUGGCACAAGACAUGAGGCCUGUGACCAAUAAUGGAUCCGAUCCUUUCUUAAACAGUGGCCCGUACCAUUCCAGGGAACAGAGUACAGACAGUGGCUUGGGAUUAGGAUGCUACAGCAUACCAACGACACCUGAAGAUUUCCUCAGCAACGUAGAUGAGAUGGAUACAGGAGAAACUAUAGCACAGACAACAAUGAACAUAAUCCACAACAAACACGUUUCCCCGAGUUUCCUCGACUGUCUUCCAGGCACAAAUGUUGACCUUGGGACUCUAGAGUCAGAAGAUUUGAUCCCUAUUCUCAACGAUGUGGAAUCAGUAUUCAACAAGAACGAGCCCUACCUUACCUGGCUGUAAUUGACUGGUGGUGCAAUUCAACAUUUCUUUUUCUCUUGAGGUAGAGGUAGAAUAUCUGAAAAUCCUCAAGAGCACAACUUACUGCCUUAAUGCCUUUUGUUACAUCAUCUUUACAGUCAGUUUAAUCUCUGCCUGGGUUUGAUUGACACUAAUUUAAAUAUAAAUACCUAUAUAUACACACAAGUAUCUAUAUGAAUAUAUGUUUCUUCUAUAAAAAAAAAUACACUACUUUAUACAUCUGUAUACUUUACCUUUUCGACCAGGCAGAAAUAUUUCACUGUAAGAAUAGAAAGUGUGUGGUGUUUAUGCAUUGUCCUUGCGUGAUCUCCUAGGUAUUGAUUAACAUCAUAAAACCCUUCAUGCAUCACAAAAGCUAAACACUAGGUCACUGGGUUCAAAAAACAUGCAUAGCAUGACACCAUGAGAGCAGUUUUACUACUGUGUUUAUGACAAUAGUAUCAGAAGCUUUUUUAAUCAACUUACUUAAAGCUUUAAAAAUCUUUUUGUUUUGUUUCUAGUAACUAAAUGUGCUGCAUGGAAUACAGAUUAAAUCUGAUCCAAAUCAGUCAUAAUAAUCUCAUUAUAUAUUUGUAAGGCACAAUCAAUACUAUUACAAGUUUGUUUUUUUUUUCCAGUAUAUUACUGUAUAUUUUUCAGAAAUAAUACUUCCAGUCUGAAAGUACCAGAAUUGUUUAGCAGCACUGAUAUUAUUGUUGCAAAGUAAAGCAGACUGGUACUCACUGUUGCCUUUUAAGAAACAAAGCAAUGUAUUAUAAACAAGCAUUUUUUAAAAGAUCUUAGAUUUUAUGGUUAUUUUAUAUUAAGCACUACAAAUUUUGUAACUUAACACAUGAACAUCAAUUUUUUAAUAAAUAUUAAACUGUGGCAAAUAUUUAAAUGCAAAAGCCAUGCUUUUAAAAUCAGGACUGAAAAAAGUAGCACAAGUUAUUAAUAUCAUAUGUAGUGGGGAAAAACCCUUGCUUGUACUGUUUUCAGUAAUGUUUUUAACUGACAGUGUCAAAAUACAUGUAGUUGUAUACAUGAAAAAUAGAUGGUAACUUUAUCAGACAGUAAUUGUAACAUUCUGGUAAAGUUGCUUACUUCUUAAAUCUUUCUCUUACUGUAAUUGAUGUACAGACACAGGGCAUAUCUGUGUAUUCUACCUAUUGUGUAUCCUACAAAUACUUCUUUAUCAGAGGUUUGGGACUGGAGAAGGCAUCUAGGACAUAAGGCUUGCAGUUCCCCUGAAAUGCAAAUGAAGUCCUAAAUUUCUUAAAUAUUUGAAAUUAUAUAUUAUAAUCUAUGAACUUAAGCUUUUUUAUAUUGAAAAAUGUCUUUUAUGAAGGCAUUAAAACUUUUCUCUAAGCUUAAUCCAGGCUAUAUACGAGAGAGAAGAGAUGUAGCACUCAGUGUAAAUGUGUUGUCAGGUCAUGUAAUGCUUAACAAGGUCUUAACCGAUGCACCAGAAUAUUUGAUCAUCAAGACUUUUUGACAUUGGUUGGUGAAAGUAGUGAAAAGGUCAGAGAUGAAGUUGAUGGAAUAGGGAGUAGGUUUGGAAGACGAAGCUGAUGUACGAACCGUAGAUCUUUGCUGGGAUGGGUGGCUGCAGAUAGGGGUAUGCAGGAAACAAAUCCACAGUGUUCAGUAAAAACAUCACAGAAGAACUGAUAAUAUAACUGCCUUGUCAGUGAUGCACCGCUGGGUGCAACGUGAUAUCAGAAGAUAGAAAAUAAAUAAAAAACACACACCAAAAUUUUGGAAAAAGAGGUGGAAGGCAAAGACAGAGUCAUGAAGUUUUAUUACAUAGGGUAAAGUAGCUCUUUUUAUAUUUGGUUUUGUUUUGUUGUGGUUUUUUUUUUUUUAAUAGAAAAUGAGAUAUGACAGCAGAGUUGUGUCUGCACAUAAUUUCAUUACUGAAUGGGCAUUGGUGUUUCUUUUAUUCUUUUUUAAAUUAUUUUGCUAGUGAUGACUAUCAUGGCAUGAAUUUCUUUCCAACAAACAGGGGACUGGGCAGGGCUGAGUAAUAUUACUGUAAUUAUGAUUAAGGAAUUCUUCAGGUUGUCAGCCCUAAAUAAAAAACAGAUGGUCCUAAGGCUUUUUUCUCAGUGACAUGACUGACUUUGGUAUAAAAGACUUGCAGAUUAUUUGGCAUCUGGUUGUGAUGCCAACUUGUGAGGCCAGCUGGCCAGCACUGCAUGACUGGCCUAACAAACUGAAAGCAAUUGGUGCUAGAACAACUGACAAUAGCUGCAGAUCUGAGCUUUUCAGUGAUGAUACUGCUCUACAUUAGAUUAUGUUUAGAAAAUGCAGUUUGUUCAUUUGCUAGUUAAAUCUGUGGCUAUUGAAAAUAUAACUUUUGUCAUAAUAAAGGAUAUUCCAAGCAGAUCAGGUUCUCAUCUAGUGUGAAUUAGCUGAUCUGUGUUGACUUCUGUUUGGUUACCACUGAUCUUCAUCAGCUGGAGCCAUGCUUCUUACAGAGACAACUGAUGCAGUUUUCUAGUAAAUAGAGUAAGAUGCUAAUUAGAAUAGUGAGUUUACAAAUUUGUUACUCUUUCAUUGUUUUUUUUUUCAGGUAGUUAAGUGUCUUGGUUCAAAAGACCAAGGUAAAAAAUGAUAAACUGUAUCUUCAUAUUAAUUCUCUAAUAAACAAGCUGCAGAUUGGACAGGAGGAUGCUAUGUGAAACAAUACUGCCAGUGUAAAACAACUGCCAAAACCUUGGGUCAGGUCUUUACUCAGUCAUGAACCAAAUCAUGGUUAAGCUGAAAGCAAUUCUUUACACACUGUUAGGUUUUUCGUUUUUGUAAUGGAGAGGAUGUAUCAGACGAAGUGUAGUAACAACAAAAACCUAUUUUGUAAAGUUCUCUUUUUUACAAAAGUUUCUGGCUUUAAACAGGCUUACGGCAGAAGUUAUAAGUAUUCAAAGCAUAUGUAAUUCUUAUGAAACUAAAUUUAUUGCUGAUGAUAUUUCACUGUACUGUUUCAGGUUUUGAACAUUUGCUUUACUAAACAUACACUGUCUCUUUCUAGUAUAAAUACAACAAAAUGUGCCAGCUGGACAGGUCUACUGUUGGCCAUUACUGAGGAUGGCAUACAGGAGCCUAGGUGAUGCAGAAGUAAUGGGACAUUGUUAGUUACACUUUGGUAUUCUGGUAAUACUAUUAGAAUAUACAUUGGGGAGGGAAUGGGUUUGACUUUUUGACAACAAAUGCUGUUUGGGGAAGGGAAGGAUUUUUAAAUGUCUGUUUUAAAACAGAAAAAUAUGGGUGUCAAAUGAACAUUUCCUAAUAUACUACAUCCAUGUACAUGCUAUUAUAACUUUUUUUAUUUACUUUUCAUUUGUUAUAUGAAGUGUGAGCAUUUGUUUUUUAAUUUCAACCAACUGUAUGUAUCACAAGCAAUCAGAUCAAACUGUUGUAUCCGUGGUUUGAUUCUGUUUUGUUUUGGUUUUUUAUUUCUUUGAUCUUGUACAUGAAAAACAAAUAUAAAUGAACUUAAAGAUUUUGGAUGCAUAUUGAUUUAUUAAGUGGUUUAUUUUUUUCUUCGGAGGAUUGUAGUAUGUGCUUCCUAGGGAACUGU
Messenger RNA from Calypte anna (Anna's hummingbird), 4951 nucleotides. RefSeq names its product WW domain containing transcription regulator 1 (gene WWTR1). The record is from RefSeq and is a predicted model, not a curated record. Gene Ontology annotation, biological process: positive regulation of transcription by RNA polymerase II; hippo signaling. Gene Ontology annotation, molecular function: transcription corepressor activity; protein binding; transcription coactivator activity. Gene Ontology annotation, cellular component: nucleus; cytoplasm. NCBI's taxonomy places the organism in Eukaryota, Metazoa, Chordata, Aves, Apodiformes, Trochilidae.